Ostrea edulis (European flat oyster) is the source of this 509-nucleotide messenger RNA. RefSeq lists its product as uncharacterized. The coding region runs from base 43 to 429 and encodes 128 amino acids. The record is from RefSeq and is a predicted model, not a curated record. Lineage: Eukaryota; Metazoa; Mollusca; Bivalvia; Ostreida; Ostreidae. The transcript has 5 exons.
AAACCAAAAGAACAUCGUGGAUAUUCCCUGUUCGUUAUAAACAUGCCGUCGAUUAUAUUUUUGGUUCUUGUGUUCAGCUGGAAUGGGUUUGAAACUGGAUAUGCGGAAGGAAUACAUGACUUGUUCGUGCAGUUACUGGAAAAUAAUUCUAUCGAAGUUCAGGAAUCACUAGAAGGUCAGAAGCAAACAGAUAUGACAACAGCUCGAGAAUGCCUUGAAAGUGUCGGUCUAUCCAACAUGUGUUUUCGGAUAAAAGAUUCAGCAUAUCAAUUCUGUCUCGUGAAAGAUACAUUGGCAGAUGUCCAAGCAUACGCCGGCACUUUGCAGACUUUUGUUGGAGAUGUAUUUUGCAGUGCCUGUUGUUCUGUGGUAGAAAAAGACAGAAACCUCUGUAUAUUGAGACUAUGCAGGGAUGGUCUAAAAUGCUGACUUAUAGUCGCUUACAGAAGGAAACAACGUUUUGGCUUGUUAUUUGUAUAUUUCGUAUCAGAAUAUAAGACAUAGGAAGA